Molecule: messenger RNA, 3828 nt
Organism: Megalopta genalis
Lineage: Eukaryota; Metazoa; Arthropoda; Insecta; Hymenoptera; Halictidae
Gene: how
Product: protein held out wings
Biological process (GO): regulation of mRNA splicing, via spliceosome
Cellular component (GO): nucleus
Molecular function (GO): mRNA binding
Source: RefSeq, a predicted model, not a curated record
GCACAUGCACGGGCGGUGCAGUACAGCCGAGAAUCCCGCAGCGCGUGUUUGUUUUUAAUUUUCGUGAGCCACGAUAUCCGACCAAAUAGAAUUUUCUUCGACAAUAGAAUCUCCGACUCGUGAGAGAGGCCUGUACCCUCUCUAGUUUUUCUUCUCUCUCUCUCUCUCUCUCCCUCUCUUUCUUUCUCUCUUUCUCUAUCUUCUAUUCUCUCUUCUUCUCUAUCUCUCUCUUUCUCUCUGUUUCUUCUCUCUUUCUCAGUUGUCUAAUUCUUUUGCCUUUCCCUCUCCCUGUUUGUUUUUUUCCGUUUCUUCUCUCCUCUCUUUCUCUAUCCCCCUUCUCUUCUCCUUCCCCAUCCUCCUCUCCUCCUCCCUCCUCCCACCCCUACUCUCUUACCAGUCCUUUCUGUUUCUGUCGCUCCCGCUUUCCUCUCUCUGUCUCUCUUUCCCCGCGUCGCCCCUACUCCCCAGCCCCUCUCUUCCUCCUCCCGAUCGUCGUUUUCCUCCUCCUCCUGCCGCUCACACAUAGUAUACUGACUCCGCUAUUUCUAAAAACGUAACGCAAUCGUGGCGACGUAUGCGAGGAGCGCGCCAGAGAGAAACCACGAGUGAGGAGGCGCGACGUACGAAUAUAUCGAGUUAUAUUAUAUCGAGAAAUUGUGCGAGUACACGGGAAUCGAAGUGUGAAUAUAACACGACAGUGAAGAACGGGGAAGGAUCGACGUAAAAACGUUGUGCGAAAACUGAACGUGAAAAGAACGAAGAGUUGUAUUGGAUUUUAAUCGCAACGCCGUCUCCCUCUUGCUCAUUUACGUUUAACUCACUCUCUUUUUCUCUCUCUCUCUAUCUUUCUUUCUCUCUCCUCUCUCUUCUCUGUAUCUUUUUCUUUCUAUCUUACUAUCUAUUAUAUCUCUCACUCUCUGUCUUUCUUCUCGUCUCCCUUGAUCUGCGAGAAAAUAUUUUUGGAUCACCUCCAACCUAUCUACUAUUUUUCGCGUGACCGCCAUAGGAGUAAUCAAGUAAUUGCAAUGUGUGAUAAUACUAACACGACGACGCAGAGUAUAGCGGACUACUUGUCACAGUUACUAAAAGACAGAAAGCAGUUAGCUGCUUUCCCUAAUGUCUUCAUACAUGUAGAGCGCCUACUAGACGAAGAAAUCGCAAAGGUGCGGGCGAGUCUAUUUCAAAUCAGCGGCGUCAAGAAAGAACCGCUGGUUUUGCCGGAACCGGAGGGCGAGAUCACAACGUUGACAGAGAAAGUUUAUGUACCUGUUAAAGAACACCCAGACUUUAACUUCGUCGGGAGAAUUCUUGGACCACGCGGGAUGACAGCUAAGCAAUUAGAACAAGAGACAGGAUGCAAGAUUAUGGUGCGGGGUAAAGGAUCCAUGAGGGACAAGAAGAAGGAGGAGUUAAACCGAGGUAAACCAAACUGGGAGCACCUAACGGAUGAACUGCAUGUUUUAUUAACAGUCGAUGAUACUGAAAAUCGUGCCACAUUAAAACUUGCCAGAGCUGUGGAGGAAGUCAAGAAACUCCUUGUUCCCGUGCAGGCUGAUGGGGAGGAUGAACUGAAGAAGCGACAGUUGAUGGAGCUUGCAAUCAUAAACGGUACCUACCGGGAUUCCAACACGAAAGUGGCUGCUGUUACAGACCUAUUGAACGUUUCAGCCUGCGACGAGGAAUGGAGACGUGUUGCCGCCGCUGCAGCAGAAACGCAGCGGCUUCUGCCCGGUUUGGCCACUCCGAUGAGGACACCAAGUGCACCACUGGGUGCACCAUUAAUCCUGUCACCACGGAUAUCGGUGCCAACGACUGCAGCCUCUCUUCUGAACGGUUCGGGUCCACCGGGUUCCCUUCUCUCGGCUGGUGACCCCCAUGGAUUGAUCUACACACCAUAUGCUGACUACGCCAACUAUGCAGCCCUGGCAGGAUCACCUCUGCUCACGGAGUACACAACUGCUGAUCAUUCUGGUGCGGCAGCGGCAGCUGCGAAACAGCGUAGGCACCUGGGUCAGAUUCGCGAGCACCCUUAUCAAAGGGCUGGUGCUUUGUCGUGAAUUCGGAGAGCGCAAUCACUAUACCUGUACGCGCCUCCGCACAGAGGCUUGGAGUGCUAACAAUGGAAUCCACUCGCCCAGUGCUAACACCUGGACUCUGGAACAACAUCCGCGUUCGAUUGAUUCACCAACCAGAUGACCACCUUCGUCGUUCGCAUCACCAGCCCUGUUCGUCAAGUUAUUAUCCAUCCUGUAUCCUUUCCGUGCUUUGAGAAAUUGUGUAAUUUCGAUUUGCGAAUUUUUCUUCCAAUCGGGGCAAAAAUAUUUUACUCACUGUUCGGAUGAAUAGAUCCAUCGCAUCAAAAUUGUUCUAUACAAAAAGUAAUCAAAACCACAAUGUCACAGUACAGUAAAAGCCGGAAACGUGUCUCGGAACAACUAUCUUAAUUGAAAAAAAAAAAAUAAAAAACAAAAAACAAUGGAAUUCUCAAUUUGCAUGAGCAACAGUCUCGAGAGAGCCUCGUAUUUAAAAGAGAUUUAUAUACAUAUGUUAACGUUACUAUUUCUAGUUUUACUUGUGUGUUAGUUUGAAUAUGAAAAAAUUUUUCAUAGUAUUAACAAGGAUAUCGACAUAAUUUAUUACUAUUAAUUCUUUUGCCCCCAUCACGUGUAACAAUUACUUUGGUGUUUUGUAAGCACGGAGUUACUCAAACGUUUACUUACGUCUAAAGCACACUUUCUGAUUUCUCAUAGAAUCUUUCGCAUCUAAGGAAAAUGGUUCGACUUUCUAACGUUAGAAUGUUAACUUAUUUAUUGUUCAGAUACAAACCUUAUAGUCCCUUAUAUCUCUGUAAGGAAGUGGGACGUUUCUCAAGGUGUGAUAUAAUCAGAAAACGCAGCGUAUCAUCGAGAAACAAAAGGAAAUCUGUCUUUUGCUAUGUGUUGAAUACUCAUUUAGAUGCGAGGUACCCAACGUUGACUAAUUAAGAGUCUGUUUGGUCAUACCAAUGAAUUAUUAUUAUAUUUGUCAGAAUUCUGACAAUAAACGAAAGCAUAACAUGAUAAGCCAGUCCUUUGGUAAGUUUCAUUCUUGGAUCACUGAAACAAUUCGGUUGACUUGUUUUUACUCCAAAGUACUUUAUUAAACAAUUUAGUAAUUAAAGUGUGUAAAAAGCAGGUCAUAGCAUACCAUAUUCUACAGUAGUAUUUGAAACGAUUUAAUUAGUUGGAACAAUUCGUCCAUUAAAUAGAUGUUCAUGCAGUUCAGCAAUCGAUUAUAGCACAGGUACUUAUUUUAUUACAGGUAUAACUAGGGUAUACAUAGCUAAAGAUUUAUUCUUAAAUAAGAGUGGAAAAGAGGGUUGCUUUACCAAUUGAAUUUAUUUGUUUCUUUUCUGUUGUAUCACACCUUCUGUACUCUGAGUCAGCAAGAUUUUAAGAUUAUGCCAGACUAAGUUUAACGAAUUUUGCCAUCUAUAUGUAUAUAUAUCCGUUUGAGUCCCAGGGGUCAUUGAAAAAAACACUAUUAUUUUAUAAAUAUUUCAAGUUUUGUUCAAUAAAAAUUAUUGAAAUGUCUGAGACUUUUCGACGCAAAAUUUAUAUAGCGCGAUCGCACUGCUUGGGUCCCAAACGGAUGUAUAUGAUGAAAGUAAUUAUGAGUUUGUCUCAUUGUGUCUGGACAGAUUAAUGUUUUUAGUACUUAUAUUGAUAGAAAACAUCAGAAUGAAGAGGAAAUAAGACGAGAAAUUGAAAUAGUUUAAUGUAUUUCGUACAAUUAAUGGAAUAGCAUGUUCAUAUAUGUAAUAGGUGCAAUAUGAAAUUUGAAAAUUUG